Molecule: messenger RNA, 2715 nt
Organism: Chara braunii
Lineage: Eukaryota; Viridiplantae; Streptophyta; Charophyceae; Charales; Characeae
Source: the annotation of a GenBank genome assembly
GGGAAACAGACAAGGCCUAUCAGGCCCGGAUGCUGGCCUGGAGUACCAAAACCAAGAGACGGGCGGAUGACGUAGCAACCACAGCUAAGAAGAAGGCGGAGGACGCCGAGAAGGCAUGUCUGCUGGCAAUUGAACAGCAGCGCCAGCAUGACGAGGCAGCAGCAAAGGUUGCUGAUGAAGAACGAGUUCAACGUCGUGAGAAGAUAUUUAGCGGAGAGCAGACUUUGCUCACAAUGGCAGCGGAUUGGCGGGCCGAGGCCGAGAAUGGCAAGAUGGAGGAUAGUGAAAACAAGAUCGCUCUACUCCUCUCCCAUCUCACGGACCUCCUGGCAACAUGCAUUACACAGCAGGAGGACAUUGACAGCCUCGACGACGCGCUGACUCAAGUCCACGGCCGCCUCCGGCAGCUGGAGCAGCGACCCGUCGCCGCCCCCUAUGCCAGCUCUUCCAACAACUCCGAUCGCCUUGAAGCAUUGGACAUAGACGUCGGCUCCCUCAAGGACAGCGUGCAGUUACAGCAGACCGCAACGCAACAGUUGGAGCAGCGGAUCUGUACUGCCGCCAACAACUCGAGUUCGGAACCGCGCGAGACAGCUCCAAAGUUUGACGGGCAGGAGAUCUUCUGCGACUCGACGAAGACAAAUCCGAUUCCAUGGUUCUGCAAGUUCGAGCUCACGCUUCGGACAUUGGAGGAUCAUCUUGGGCAUCUUCGACAAGUGUUGGAGACGCUCCGCCGCGCCAAGUACAAGGCCAACCGCGACAAGUCCGAAUUUGUCCGGCAAGAGCUGGAAUACUUGGGCCAUUUUGUCACACCGGGGGGCAUCAGUCCGCUAUCGGACAAGAUUCAAGCCAUCCAAGAGUGGCCGGAGCCACGGAACGUCACGAAUGUCCGCUCGUUCCUUGGCCUCGCCGGCUAUUACCAGCGUUUCAUCGAGGGCUACUCAAAGAUCGCAGCCCACUUGACCAAGCUUCAAUGCGAGGAUCGGCCGUUUGACUUCGGAGAGGAUGCGCGGGAAUCAUUUUUGGCUCUCAAAGCCGCACUAUUAUCUGCGGAGGUCUUGCGCAUAUACAACCCGCUUUUGCCUACACACGUCACUAUGGAUGCGUCCGGCUAUGGCAUUGGUGCCGUCCUCGAGCAACACGAUGGCGUGGACUGGCACUCGGUCGAGUAUUUCAGCAAGAAAGUGUCGGUCGUGCACUCCAUUGACGAUGCACGCAAGGAGUUCCUCGCCUUCGUCCAUGCGCUCAAGCAGUGGCGGCACUUCCUCCUUGAUCAUUGUACCGCUGUCUACUCAACCUUCGAGAUCGACAACGACCUGCGGGACAACUUCAUCCGCGGUUACCAAGCCGACCCCGAGUUUCGCGACAAGUACGCGAAUUGCUCCUCUCCUAAUCCGGCGCCUUCUCGCUACCGGAUCCAAGAGGGGUACUUGCUUGUACACACGCGGGGGAAGGACCUUCUUUGCGUACCGAGUGAUCCUCACUUGCGUACAUGGCUUCUUGGCGAGUUCCACGAUGCUCCCGCCACCGGACACUUUGGAGUCAAUCGCACGAUUGGCCGACUUCGCGAGCGAUUUUGGUGGCCCGGCCUUCUCAGCGAUGUCACACGCUAUUGCGAGUCAUGCGAGGUUUGCCGACGCUGCAAAUCCCGCAACCAUCGUCCGUACGGCGAGUUACGACCAUUACCAGUCCCUUUGAGGCGAAGGGAAGCGAUUGCCAUGGACAUUAUCGGGCCGUUCCCCAAGCACAAGACCGGCGUGGAUGGGAUUCUCACGGUGGUCGACCAACUCACCAAGUUCGCCACGUUUUUGCCUUGCCGCUAUCAUGCCAAGACACCGGAGUUGGCCAAGGUUCUCUAUGCCGGUUGGAUUCGAACCAAGGGUUACCCCAAGGAAAUCGUUUGCGACCGCGAUACUUGGUUCAUGUCCGAUUUUUGGUUGGCGCUCAUCAAGCGAUGGGGCUCAUCUCUCAAGCCCAGUUCAUCUCGCCACCCCCAGACCGAUGGCCAAACGGAGAGGGCGCACCAGACCGCACAGGUUCUCCUUCGCACUCUCAUCCGUCCUGACCAAAAGGAUUGGGUUGAGCUGCUGCCGGAUGUCGAGUUGGCCUACAACUCCUCCAUCCACCCGGCUAUCGAGAUGUCGCCCUUCGAGUUCGAGCACGGCUCGCCGGUCACUUCGUCGUUGGACACAAUCAUUCCACGAACGGCUAAGAGCGACGACCAUCUCCUUUUCUUGCAUCCGAUGCAAGAGCUACUUGUCAAGGCACGCGACCAGAUGGCCAAGACGCAGCAACGCAUGAGCCAACAGGCCAAUCGCCAGCGUCUUCCUUGCCCAUUCUGCGCCGACGAUCUCGUUUGGGUCUCCGCCGCAGAAUUCAGCCUUGAACAAGAUAUCUCUCACAAGCUCCUCCCGAAAUGGAUGGGACCUUGGCCAAUCGUGGCACCCGAUGGGGAUGCACCCGAGGGACCUUCCUUCACUAUUCAGGUGCCCGCCCACUUGCCCGACUACCCAGUCUUUCAUUGCUCCAAGUUGGCUCUUUACACGCCAGUGGAACAUGAUGAUUUUCCCGAGAGACGUUUGCAAGACCCACCCUCUAUGGACGGUUUUCAGGAGGUCGGCGACAUCAUCUCCCAGCGACGCUACGGUACAUUUUGCAUACUGCACACACCGAGCUGACCGUUGGUUGACCCGUGCGGAACUUCAAAUAACAGCU